AGAGAAAAUUGGGUGAGCAAAGCGGGUCUGUGGGCAUGAACCAGGCCACGAGAAAUAAUCUAUUUUUUUCUUCUUCUUUGAAUUUGUUGAGGGCAUGGACUAGGCCAUCUUCAACCUUGACUCACUUCUAAUGCACUAUCGAGAUUUGAGAUUCAAAACCUAUUUAAUCUCUAAAUCGGGUGACAUCGUCCUGGACUUCAAAUUCACAAGUUGUUGCUGUUGGAGUUUUCAUAAUGUAUGCCCAAACACUUCCAAUUUCAAAUUAUAAUCUCAAUCCCACAAAAACCUCAUCUUCGUUUCGCUGCUUAAACCCUAACCCACCUCCAACCCAAUUUGUUAAAUUUCAAUCCUUUUCGAAUUAUAGAUUCGGGUUAUUUAAUUCAACCAGAAGGGUAUCUGAUUCACCAAACAAUAUGAGGAGGCACGUUGGAUUAGGUGGGAUUACAUGUGAAGAAGCGUCACUAGGGAAAGAUGAUAAGAAAGAUAAUGACGAUGGAUUUUAUAUAAGAAGGUGUGUGGAGCUUGCUAGAAAAGCUAUUGGGCAUACAAGCCCUAAUCCCAUGGUUGGUUGUGUUAUCGUUAAAGAUGGGAAAAUCAUUGGUGAAGGAUUUCAUCCCAAAGCUGGGCAACCUCAUGCUGAGGUUUUUGCUUUAAGGGAUGCUGGGGAAUUGGCAGAGAACUCAACUGCAUAUGUGAGUUUAGAACCAUGUAAUCACUUUGGAAGAACUCCUCCAUGUUCUGAAGCACUAAUCAAAGCAAAAGUGAAAAAGGUGGUGGUGGGAAUGGUUGAUCCAAAUCCAAUUGUUGCCUCAAGGGGCGUUGCUAAAUUGCAAGAUGCAGGAAUUGAUGUAACAGUUGGUGUUGAAGAAGAACUCUGCAAAAAGCUUAAUGAGGCAUGGAUACAUCAAAUGAAAACUGGGAACCCUUUUGUGACCUUAAGAUACUCUCUCACGAUCGAUGGGGGUCUCUCGGAUGAUCUUGGGGAAGAAUCCAUGGAGGCUGGUGGAUACUACUCAAGGCUAUUACAAGAACACGAUGCAGUUGUGCUUUCUUCAAAAUCAUUACAAAAGUAUUCAGUUCCUGAAUCCAAAGAACCCAAAUCAAACCAACCGAUGUGUGUCAUAAUUGCAAAAGAUCCAAAUCCUGUGAUCCAGAUUGAAGAAUCAGCUUCAAAGGUGGUCAUAUUCACGGAUCAACAGACAGGGGUGGGAUCUGAAAAGGGGAUCGAGACACGGGUUUUUGAUGAAUUGAAGUUAGGGACAAUCUUGGAGCAUUGUAAAGGUGAAGGACUGUGCAGUGUGUUGCUGGAUUUAAGAGGGGGUAUUGGUGACUUUGAGGAGAUUUUGAAGGGGGUCGAGGGAAAUUUGGCGCAGAAGUUGGUGGUGGAAGUUUUGCCAAUUUGGGGUGGGAACAAAGAAAGUGCCUCCCUUGAGGCUAUAAAGAUUGGCCAAAAAGCAGGCUUGAACAAGUUUGAACCCAAAAUAGUGGGCAAAAGUGUAAUAUUGGAGGGUUACUUUUGAUACAAGCAUCAGACUCUUUGCAAAAUGCAAGAAAUUGAAAUUGGGAGAUUAUAACCCCGAAUGGAUGACUUGUUGACUUAGUUUAAUUGACAAG
Messenger RNA from Lactuca virosa, 1614 nucleotides. NCBI's taxonomy places the organism in Eukaryota, Viridiplantae, Streptophyta, Magnoliopsida, Asterales, Asteraceae. The record is from the annotation of a GenBank genome assembly.